This is a messenger RNA of Condylura cristata (star-nosed mole), 7059 nucleotides long. RefSeq names its product ROS proto-oncogene 1, receptor tyrosine kinase (gene ROS1). Lineage: Eukaryota; Metazoa; Chordata; Mammalia; Eulipotyphla; Talpidae. The record is from RefSeq and is a predicted model, not a curated record. Gene Ontology annotation, molecular function: transmembrane receptor protein tyrosine kinase activity; protein binding; ATP binding. Gene Ontology annotation, cellular component: signaling receptor complex; membrane. Gene Ontology annotation, biological process: regulation of TOR signaling; cell surface receptor protein tyrosine kinase signaling pathway; multicellular organism development. The transcript is spliced from 43 exons.
AUGAAGAAGCUUCUCUGGCUUAUUCGGCAACUUGUCAAUUUUGCAACACUUGGCUGCAUAUGGAUUUCUGUGGCACAGUGUGCAGCUUUCAACAGCUGCCUAAAAUCGUGUGUAACUAAUCUGGAUCGGCAGCUUGACAGUGGAACACCAUAUAAUCUGAGUGAACCGUGCAUCCAAGGAUGUCAUUUUUGGAACUCUAGUGAUCAGGAAAGCUGUGCUCUCCAGUGUCGAGAAUCUUGUGAGGUUGGCUGCAGCAGCGCUGAGGGCUCGUACGAGGAGGAAGUGCUGGAAAAUGCUGAUCUCCCCACUGCACCUUUUGCUUCUUCCAUUGGAAGUCAUAGUGUGACACUCCGAUGGAAACCUGCCAACAUCUCUGGAGUAAAAUAUAUCAUUCAGUGGAAAUACACACAGCUUCCAGGAAGCUGGACAUACACUGAGGCCGUUUCCAAUGUCUCAUAUGUGGUACAGCUGCUGCAUCCCUUCACUGAGUAUACUUUUCGAGUGGUUUGGAUUUUCACAGCCCAGUUGCAGUUAUAUUCUCCCCCAAGUUCCAGUUACAGAACUCAUCCUUCUGGAGUUCCAGAAACCGCUCCUGUCAUUACAAAUAUUGAGAGCUCAAGUCCUGAUACAGUGGAAGUCAGCUGGGCUCCACCCCAGUUUCCAGGCGGACCUAUUUUGGGUUAUAACUUACAACUGAUUAGCAAAAAUCAAAAAUUAGAUUCAGGGACACAGAGAACCAGUUUCCAGUUUUACUCUACUCUACCAAAUACCACCUACAGGUUUUCUAUUGCAGCAGUAAAUGAAGUUGGCGAGGGGCCAGAAACAGAAUCUAAUAUUACCACUCCAUUCUCAGCAGUUCAAGAAGAGGAACAGUGGCUAUUUUUAUCCAGAAAAACUUCUUUAAGAAAGAGAUCUUUAAAACAUUUAGUAGAUGAAGCACAUUGCCUUCAGUCAGCUGCUAUCCACCAUAAUAUUACAGGAAUAUCAGUUAAUGUCCACCAGCAAGUUGUUUAUUUCUCUGAAGGAACUGUCAUAUGGGUGAAGGAGGCUGCCAACAUGACCAGUGUGUCUGAUCUAAGAGCUUUUUACAGAGGUUCAGGAAUCAUUUCUUCCAUCUCUGUAGACUGGCUUUAUCAGAAAAUGUAUUUCAUCAUGGAUGAGCUGGUAUGUGUCUGUGAUUUAGAGAACUGUUCAAACAGUAAGGAAAUUACUCCUCCCUCUAUUAAUGCACCUCAAAAAAUUGUGGUUGAUGCAUACAAUGGGUAUGUGUUUUAUCUCCUGAGAGAUGGCAUUUAUAGAGUAGAUCUCCCCGUGUCACCUGGUCAGGGCUCUGAAGUGGUGCGUGUUGUGGAGAGUUACAAAUUAAAGGACUUUGCAGUAAAGCCACAGUCCAAGCGAAUCAUUUACUUCAAUGACACGGCCCACGGCUUCAUGUCAACAUUUCUGGAUGGCUCUGCUUCCCAUCUUGUCCUCCCUCAAACUGUCUUUGCUGAAGUGAAGAGCUUUGCUUGUGAAAACAAUGACUUCCUGGUCACAGAUGGAAAGGCCGUUUUCCAACAAGACUCUUCAUCUUUUAAUGAGUUCAUUGUGGGAUGUGACCUAAGUCACAUAGAAGAAUUUGGAUUCAGUAACUUGGUCAUCUUCGGCUCUCACACCCAGCCAUAUCCGCUACCUGGCCGUCCACAGCAGCUGUCAGUUCUGUUUGGCUCCCACCAGGCCUUGGUUCAGUGGAAGCCUCCUGCCCUCGCCAUAGGAGCCAAUGUCAUUAUUGUCAGUAACAUUGUUUAACUCUUCUGAUUAGGCCCUUCUGCCUGGCAGAACUGGACUUAUGACGUGGAAAUAUCAAGCCAAGACUUCCCAGAAAUCACACAUUUGUUUCCUAACAUAAGUGGGACCAUGCUUAAUGUACCCCAGCUGCUGAGUGCUAUGAAAUACAUGGUUUCUGUGAGAGCAAGCUCUCCCAAGGGGCCAGGGCCUUGGUCAGAGCCCUCAGUGGGUACUACUCUGGUGCCAGCUAAAGAGCCACCAUUUAUCAUGGCAGUGAAAGAAGAUGGACUUUGGAGUAAACCAUUAAAUAGCUUUGGCCCAGGAGAAUUCUUAUCCUCUGGUAUAGGAAAUGUGUCAGACAUGGAUUGGUAUAACAACAGCCUCUACUACAGCGACAUGAGAGGUGAUGUUUACGUGUGGCUACUGAAUGGGACUGACGUCUCAGAGAAUUAUCAUGUACCCAACAUCGUGGGGGCAGGGGCUUUAGCUUUCGAAUGGCUGGGUCAUUUUCUCUACUGGGCUGGGAAGACAUAUGUGAUACAAAGGCAGUCAUUGUUGACAGGACAUACGGACAUUGUGACUCAUGUGAAGUUGCUCGUGAAUGAUAUGGUGGUGGACUCAGUAGGAGGGUUUCUUUAUUGGACAACACUAUACUCAGUUGAAAGUACCAGGCUAAAUGGGGAAAGUUUUCUGAUGCUACAGGCACAGCCUUGGCUUUCUGGGAAAAAGGUAAUUGCUUUAACUUUAGACCUCAGUGAUCGACUCCUGUAUUGGUUGGUUCAGGAUAGUCAGUGCAUUCAUCUGUACACAGCAGUUCUCCGAGGGCAAAGUGCUGGUGAUCCCAUCAUCACAGAAUUUGCUGCCUGGAGUACUUCUGAAAUUUCCCAGAAUGCACUGAUGUAUUACAGUGGCCGGCUUUUCUGGAUCAAUGGCUUUAGGACUAUCACAGCCCAAGAAAUUGGUCAAAGAACUAGUGUCUCUAUUUUGGAACCAGACAAAUUUAGUCAGUUCACAAUAAUUCAGACAUCCCUUAAACCUCUACCAGGAAACUUUUCCUCUACCCCUAAAGUAAUCCCAGAGUCUGUUCAAGAGUCUUCGUUUAGGAUUGAAGGAAAUGCUUCGCGUUUUCAAAUCCUAUGGAAUGCUCCCCCGGCAGUAGAUUGGGGUGCAAUUUUCUACAGUGUGGAACUUAGUGCUCAUUCUAAGUUCCUGGCGAGUGAACACCAGUCUUUACCUGUAUUUACUGUGGAGGGACUGGAGCCCAAUGCCUCUUUUAAUCUUUCUGUCACUCCUUAUACCUACUGGGGAAAAGGCCCCAAAACAUCUUUAUCACUUCAAGCACCUGAAACAGUUCCAUCGGCACCAGAGAAUCCCAGAAUCUUUAUAUUACCUAGUGGGAAAGAUAGCAACAAGAAGGAAGUUGUGGUCAAAUUUAGAUGGAACAAACCUAAGCAUGAAAAUGGAGUGUUAUCAAGAUUUGAGAUUUUCUAUCACAUUUCCAACCAAAGUGAAACAAACAACACAUUAGACUGGAUUGCUGUCAGUGGCCCUCCCUCAGUGAUGUCUUUUCAACUAGAGGGCAUGAGCCCUGGGUACUCUGUCGCCUUUCAGGUUAGAGUUUUCACAUCCAAAGGGCCAGGACCAUUUUCUGACAUAGCAAAAGCCAGAACAUCAGAUAUCAAUCCAUUUCCAUACCUCAUAGCUCUUUCUAGCAACAUGAUAGUUCUGUUAGAUAUGGAUCAAAACCAAACUGUGUGGACAUUCUCAGCAGAAAGGGAAAUCAGUGCCAUUGGUUACACAGCUGAUAAUGCAAUGGGGUACUACACUCAAGGAUACUCACUCUACAUGCUGAACAUGCACAAUCAAUCCAGCUCUGAGAUUUUCCGAGAUGCACUAGUUUUUGAUAUCACUGUUAUUACAAUUGACUGGAUUUCAAGGCACCUCUACUUUGUAAUGAAAGAAUCACAUAAUGGAAUGCAGAUAUUUGACAUUGAUCUUGAACAAAAGGUGAAGUACCCCAGGAAGCUAAAAUUUUGCAACAGAAAUUCAACAAUAAUCUCUUUUUUUGUAUAUCCCUUUUUAAGUCGCCUGUAUUGGACAGAAGUUUCCAGUGUUGGCUCUCAGAUGUUCUACUACAGUAUUAUCAACCAGACCUUGCACCGUAUCCUACAACACACAACUGAAAACCUCCCAGAUGGAAGUAACCAAUGUACUUGCAGUGUGAGUGAUUUUGAGUUAAAUGGAGUGAUGACUAUUGAUACUUCUGACCUAAAGAAGCCACAGAUAUAUUUUGUCAAAGAACAAGAGAUAUGGACCAUGGAUCUGGAAGGAUGUCAGUGUCAACGGGUUAUCAUUUUGCCUGCUUUGCAUGGAAAAACACUUGUGAGACUAACUGUGGAUGGAAAAUUUCUAUAUUGGAUUGUCACAGCAGAGGACAGCACACAGAUUUAUCAAGCAAAGAAAAGCAAUGGGGCCACCUUCUCCCAGGUGAACACCCUAAGGAAUAAGUGUAUAUUGGCUUACAGUUCAGUUCUGCAACCUUUCCCAGAUAAAGCAUUUCUGUCUCUAGCUUCAGAUAUUGCAGAGUCAACUAUUCUUAACAUUACUAAUACCAGCCUUACCAUCCAGUUACCACCCACCAGGACAAACCAGAGGUGGUAUGGUAUCAUCAGCCCUACGCCAACAUACCUGGUUUACUACAAAGAAGUUAAUGUCAGGAUGAACAGCUCUAAACUGAAAUAUGAAAUGCUGGAAUUUCAGGAGCAUAUAGCCCUUAUUGAAGGUUUACAACCAUUUUCAACAUAUAUGAUACAGAUAGCUGUAAAGAAUUAUUAUUCAGAUCCUUUGGAACAAUUAACUCUGGGAAAAGAGAUUUGGGGGAAAACUAAAAGUGGAGUACCAGAGGCUGUUUGGUUCAUUAACACAACUGUGAAGUCAGACACCAGCAUUUUAAUAUCCUGGAAAGAAUCUCCCAAGCCAAAUGGACCUAAAGAGUCAAUUCGCUAUCAGGUGGCAGUCUUGCACCUCGCCCCAAUGCCUGAGACUCCUUUAAGACAAAGUGAAUAUCCAAAUGGAAAGCUUGCUCUCCUUAUUUCUGGACUGUCUAGCGGAAAACUGUAUGAGUUAAAGGUUCUGGCCUGCCAUUCAGAGGAAAUGUGGUGUGCUGAGAGUCGCCCUGUCACUGCUGAGACUUUUGAGGCACCAGAGAAACCGUAUGCCUUGGUUCCAGAGAACACUACUGUGCAAUUAGCCUGGAAGGCUCCACAUAAUGUUAAUCUCACCAGAUUUUGGUUUGAACUCCAAAAGUGGAAGUACAAUGAGUUUUACCAUGUUAAAGCUUCGUGCACACAAGGUCCUGCUUAUGUAUGUAACAUCACAGAUCUGAAGCCUUAUACUUCCUAUAACAUUCAAGUGGUUGUGGCUUAUACCACAGGAGAAAAUAGCACCUCACUUCCAGAAAGCUUUAGUACAAAAGCUGGAGUCCCAAGUAAACCAGGCAUUCCAAAAUUAUUAGAAGGGAGUAAAAAUUCAAUACAGUGGGAAAAAGCUGAAGAGAAUGGAAGCCGACUUCUGUAUUAUGUUCUUGAGAUCAGAAAGAGCAUUUCAAAUGAGUCGCAGAACCAGAAUUUAAUGUGGAAGAUGGCCUUUAAUGGAAGCUGUGGCAGCAUUUGCACAUGGAAAUCCAAUAGCCUUAAAGGAGUCUAUCAGUUCAGAGCAGUAGCUGCAAAUCGUCUGGGGUUUGGUGAAUAUAGUGAAGUCAGUGACAGUGUUAUAUUGGUGGGAGAUGAUUUUUGGACACCAGAAACAAGCCUUAUACUUACUGUUAUCAUUGGAAUAUUUCUGGUUGUUACAAUCCCAUUGAUCUUUGUCUGGCACAGAAGAUUAAAAAAUAAAAAAACUCCCAAGGAAGGACUAACAGUUCUCAUCAACGAAGACAAAGAGUUGAGCGAGCUUCGAGGUCUGGCGACUGGUGUAGGACUGGCUAAUGCCUGCUAUGCGAUACAUACUCUUCCAACCCAAGAGGAGAUUGAAAGUCUUCCUGCCUUCCCUCGGGAAAAACUGACUCUGCGUCUCUUGCUGGGAAGUGGGGCCUUUGGAGAAGUGUAUGAAGGGACAGCGGUAGACAUCUUAGGAACUGGCAGUGGAGAAACCAAAGUGGCAGUGAAGACUUUGAAGAAGGGUUCCACAGACCAGGAGAAGAUUGAAUUCUUGAAGGAGGCACAUCUGAUGAGCAAGUUUAAUCAUCCGAACAUUCUGAAGCAGCUUGGAGUUUGUCUGCUGAAUGAACCCCAGUACAUUAUCCUUGAACUGAUGGAAGGAGGAGACCUUCUUACCUACUUACGUAAAGCUCGGAUGACAACGUUUCAUGGCCCUUUACUUACCUUGGUCGACCUUGUAGACCUGUGUGUAGAUAUUUCUAAAGGUUGUGUCUACUUGGAACAGAUGCAUUUCAUUCACAGGGAUCUGGCGGCUCGGAAUUGCCUUGUCUCUGUGAAAGACUAUAGCAGUCCAUCACGGGUAGUGAAGAUUGGGGACUUUGGACUCGCGAGGGACAUCUAUAAAAAUGAUUACUAUAGAAAGAGAGGGGAAGGCUUGCUGCCUGUUCGAUGGAUGCCUCCAGAAAGUUUGAUGGAUGGAAUCUUCACUACUCAAUCUGAUGUCUGGUCAUUUGGAAUUGUGAUUUGGGAGAUUUUAACUCUUGGCCAUCAGCCUUAUCCAGCUCAUUCCAAUCUUGAUGUUUUAAACUAUGUGCAGGCAGGAGGGAGACUGGAGCCACCAAGAAAUUGUCCUGAUGAUCUGUGGAACUUAAUGACCCAGUGCUGGGCUCAAGAACCUGAACAAAGACCUACUUUCCAUAAAAUUCAGGAUCAGCUUCAGUUAUUCAGAAGCGCUUCCUUAAACAGUCUUUUUCAAAGUAGUGAUGAAGCAAAAACCAGUGGAGUCAUAAAUGCAGGCUUUGAAGAUGAAGAUGGCAGUAUGACUUGUGUGAAUUCAGAUGACACGAUGUCAAUUGCUUUAAUGGAAACCAAGAACCAAGAAGGGUUAAACUACAUGGUACUUGCUACAGAAAAUAGCCAGAAUGAAGAAAAUUCUGAGGGUCCGCUAGGCUCCAAGGAAUCGGAAUCUUGUGGUCUGAGGAAAGAAGAGAAGGAACCACAUGCAGACAAAAAUAUCUACCAAGAAAAACAAGAGGCUUACUGCUCCCCUGGCAAGCCUGAAGGCCUGAACUAUGCUUGUCUCACUCACAAUGGCUGUGGAGAUGGGUCUGAUUAAUAAUUCUGUUGGGAAAUA